AUGUACGUUGAGAAACUACAACUUUGGAUACGUAAAGUGUCAAUGAACCCCAGCAACUAUUCAAGUUUCAGCAAAGUAGUGUCAGUCUCAGAAGAAGUAUGUUUUGAGGACGUUUUUGAAGGACCGCUUUUGAAAAACUUGAUAACUGACCAUUUGAAGAACCUCAAGGAGGAGUUCAGCAGGUACUUUCCUAACUUGUCAGAGGAGUUGUACAAACUAUCAACUGACCCGUUCAACAUGGACAUACAGUUGCUGCCAGAAGAGUUGCAAGAGGAGGGAAUAGAAAUAAAAAAUGACUCUGCUGCAAGAUACGAUUUUGACAAAAUGGACAAGCCCUCAUUUUGGUUAAAUUUCCAAAAUAGAGUACCACUGGUUUACAAUCGCAAACAGAAGUUUACAACCGAAAAUGUCAAUGAUACAUCUCAAUUUCAAUGUGACCUAAAUUUUUUGCCCGCCAGUGUAUAA
Messenger RNA from Diabrotica virgifera virgifera (western corn rootworm), 465 nucleotides. RefSeq lists its product as uncharacterized. The record is from RefSeq and is a predicted model, not a curated record. Lineage: Eukaryota; Metazoa; Arthropoda; Insecta; Coleoptera; Chrysomelidae. The coding region runs from base 1 to 465 and encodes 154 amino acids. The transcript has 2 exons.